Messenger RNA from Pseudocercospora fijiensis CIRAD86, 1393 nucleotides. RefSeq lists its product as uncharacterized. The transcript has a single exon. Gene Ontology annotation, molecular function: actin filament binding; phosphatidylinositol-4,5-bisphosphate binding. NCBI's taxonomy places the organism in Eukaryota, Fungi, Ascomycota, Dothideomycetes, Mycosphaerellales, Mycosphaerellaceae. The record is from RefSeq and is a predicted model, not a curated record. Gene Ontology annotation, biological process: actin filament severing; barbed-end actin filament capping. The coding region runs from base 352 to 1242 and encodes 296 amino acids.
UUGAAGACACUGCGAAGGAAUGUGGCCCUAUGUUUUCCAGAUGGAUCAUCAAAAGUGCUCUCCCCGCAGCAAGAGUACACAUUCUAUGAUGAGGCGGUCUUCCUGUGCACACACUUCUUUGUCAAUGCGAAGGGCAGUAAAACAACACACGUGUAUCUCUGGGCCGGCGCUUCGGCAUUCGAGACCACAGUUGAAGCGGCAAACAUCAAUGCUAAGCGCAUCGCACGUGAGCAUGGCUCUGCACCGAUAUCUAUCGUGAGACAGGGCCAGGAGCCGUCUACGCUUCUUGAAGCACUGGGUGGCAUCCUGAUCACUCGGCGCGGAUCUCCCGAGACUGCACCAAAACAGUUUAUGCUUUGCGGUCGCAAGCACGUGGGUCACAUCGUGUUCGAUGAAGUCGACUUUAGCAUCGAAUCUCUGUGUGCCGGAUUUGCAUACCUCAUAUCUUAUCCAGUCACACUGCAAGAGACGAAGCUCUAUCUAUGGAAAGGUUCGGCCUGCUCGACGGAAGAACUUUGCGGAGCCAGACUAGCUGCCAUGGACCUGAGUGAAACUGGAGAAAUUAUUGAGGUGGAUGGCGGAGUGGAGUUUCCAUCCUUUCUAAAGAUCUUUGGCGCGAAUACCAAGAAGUGGAACGUGCCAAAGCCUUCUGUGUUCUGGCAACAGAAGGCAGCAGCGCCAGACAAAUUCCACAACAGGCUUAUGAAAAUCGGCCAAGCAGAAACUUCUACCGGCCUUCUCAGUGCGCUUUGGAACCGACGGCCGAGCUGGAACAGCUUGUCACCUGCUCGAUCUCCUUCAACACCAAAGGAAGCGGUCAAAGUCGAGGUCAGAGACCUUGUCCCAUUCGCGCAAUCACAACUCGAGGCAGAAGGUCUUUACCUGCUCGAUGGUCACUGCGAGCUUUACUUGCUGGUCGGACCUCUAUUCGCUUCACAGCCACCGAAUACUCGUAACAAGAUUCUCGGUCAAGCAUUACUGUUCGCCUCCGAUUAUGCCGUUAUGUCGGCCUCAAUGGAGGAGCGAGUUUCCAUACCAAAAUGUUGGGUAGUCUUUGCUGGCGUACCUCGCGAUGUCAAGAUGUUGUUCAGGCAUUGGGAUGACAGCCAAGGACUUUGGGGAACGGCCAGUCUACUGGCAGGAGAAAGAGCUAGUUCAGGGAGAGAAGUCAAUGCAUUGGAACUUGAAGAGGUUUUGAACGAGGUCUGCCGGGACAACACUGACCUCGAAUUGACGGUCUAGGUGCGAAUUUUGCGGAAUUCUGAGCGUUCUCGCACAUGCAUAGAUUCAAGGCGCUUAGAAGUGACCAGACUUAUUGUAGACGAAUCCCAAUGCGGUCGUGGAAAACGCAUCGCUUGGCUGUCUCUGAUUCAAUGUAACACUUACUCUUGUG